This is a messenger RNA of Quercus lobata, 333 nucleotides long. Its product is annotated as F-box/kelch-repeat protein At3g23880-like. The transcript has a single exon. The record is from RefSeq and is a predicted model, not a curated record. NCBI's taxonomy places the organism in Eukaryota, Viridiplantae, Streptophyta, Magnoliopsida, Fagales, Fagaceae. Bases 1 to 333 code for a protein of 110 amino acids.
AUGUACUUGGAUGGAAACUUUUUCUGGUGCGCGACGCCGCUUCCAUUAGAUAAUAAUGAGGAUGAGAAGAUUGUUCGCUUCGACUUUGCCAGUGAGGUAUUCAAGUCUACUUCAUUUCCGGACGCUACUGUUAUUGGGGAUUACUCCAGUUGGAAGACGACUCUCACAGCGUUGAACGGGUCUAUUGCUAUGCUGGUUUAUCCUUGUGGGAAGGAGGUGGAGAUGUUGUGUUUUGAUAUAUGGGUUUUGUUUGAAUUUGGUGUUAGGGAGUCGUGGACUAAGCUUAUUAGAAUUGGACCCUUUUUGGAUUUGGAAAGGCCAUUGGGAUUUUAG